Molecule: messenger RNA, 2196 nt
Organism: Durotheca rogersii
Lineage: Eukaryota; Fungi; Ascomycota; Sordariomycetes; Xylariales; Xylariaceae
Exons: 1
Coding region: 639-1985 (448 amino acids)
Source: RefSeq, a predicted model, not a curated record
AUACGGCACGGACAGAUGGGUGACCGCCCGCCCGAGGUUAGGUACCUCCUACCUACCUAUAUUGGUCUCGACUUGGAUCCUACAUACCUAGGUAGGUAGGUACCUCCUAUGUGGCCUAGGUGCCUUCGGUGGAAUAGGAGUGAAUGGUAAGUGGCUACCUCCUCUUGGUAGAGAUGUACCUCCCGCGAAAGAGUACCUAAGUACAGGUAGCCUCUUAAGAUGCCUCGUCGUCACAAAAUAAUGGAGGUAGGUAUGUGCAUGUGGGGAAUGUACCUCAAUAAAACAUACUGUAGGUACCUAGGUACUUCCCUACACCUGCUGACCUACUACAAACACGCCACCGUGGGAAAAGUCGGAUACGGCCGUCAACCUGUGAUCGCACCCGCCAGAUUAUUCCAAUCCCGACUGGCCAUACCCCUCCUAACCCUCUGGUAUCGACGUCGGUACCGUUGCUGGAGAUCCCGGCUUAAACCUGCCUCUCUGGAAGACCUUGAUGGAAGAAAGACGGCCUGAUCACUACUGGGACGACGCCUCGUUUUCGACUGUAGGCUCCGCCGAGAUAACAUGUAGAGUUUGAGUUGCCCCAACCGUCAGCGUCGCCGUCGCAUCGCUCCAUCUACAGGAGCCGCAGACGCAGGAUGGUGGCCGGGACGAGUUCGCGACACUUGCUCAGGAAGAGCCUAUUCACCGGGCUACACCAGCCUUUACCCUUGAGCCGCCGCGAAGGCCAGCAGCUGCUCGAAGCCAUCACUGCCUCCUUUCGGAAGAAUCUCGAUAAGGAGCAUCCCUGGCCCAGUAACGACGAGGAGCCCGUCCCCUCGCAAGACAACUGCUCCGCAUCUGGCAGCCCACGGCGACAGACCCUCCCCUCGUCGCCGUCGUCGCUAGCAGAGAACGCCGCAUCCACCACCGCCCAACACCCUGCAGAUCGUCACUUACGCGCUAUCUUGUGCAAUCCUCUUUUCGCUCAUCAGCGCGUCGAUGACAAGCCGACAAAGAAUUUUACCCUCACCCACGUCACCACUCCCGACCCCACUCCCGAUCCCUUCGAUGUUUUCGACCGUGCCGUUUCCCGAGGUCUCAUGACCUCACGCCGAGCCGCGGGCUUCCUUACCGCGGUACGGUCCCGCAUAGCCGCCUCCGACUCCGGUACCGCCCCCGACUCGAAUAUCCGCCAGAGAAUGGCCGCGUCUGGGGCCGCGCUGCGCGUCGUCCAGUGGCUGCGCGCUUCCGGUCAGGAGCACAACUUGGAUUUCAUCUACGACUUUACCCUGAUCCGCACCUUGGUCCCUUUCAUGUACGCCGAGGGUCUCGAGGAGGUUGUCUGGGCGUGGGUCGCGCGCGGCGCUACGCGUGUUGACGUUUGGGACGACACGGUCGCUAGUGGACGCGCCCUAUCUUUUCUGCUAUAUGCCUUGAUGCUGCAGACAAGCGAGCCUCGCCUCGGGGGUCAGAUCCCCAGGAUCAGCCUCGACGCCUCGUACUCGGCCAUGGCGCGGGCGACCAAGGUAUUGCACUUCCCAGAGAACAAACAGGGGAUGGUUAGCUUGCGCAGGCCGUGGGCUUUCCUCUCGUGGGCUUCGACCGUCGACGCCUGGGACCGGCCGAAGCCGUCCGCGCCGCUUUUUGACGCGUUCGUCGACAUCGGCCGGCCCUUUGGCGUCCCGCUCGACAUGGCCCAUCUCCAACUCCACCACCCUCUCCAUCCCAGCCACUCCGCCGCCGUCGAAUAUAUGCACGCCAACGCUAAUAUGAGCUUCGACGAUGAGAUUGCGACAGCAAAUUUGCCGAAGCAGGCCCGUCGUCGUCUCGUCUGCCUCGCGCUCGACACAGUUGACCGCCUUAAAGAGGCCGGGGACACCACCGAGGUAUCCUGGGUCGAACGCUUUCUGACACGGAUCUGCGAGGACUUGAAUCUGAAUAUUUUCAAUAUACCCCCGCUCCCGGGAUUGUUGUCAGAGCCACGGGUACGUAAUAUGGAUUGAUUAGGCUUUCUCCGCCAUAAUUGGCCCUUUAAUCACGUGUGUUUCCAUUGUCAAGGGAAGUUCAACUACGCUGGCGUUCAGCCGGUCGUCCGUGGGCAUUUGAAAACGUUGGGAUCGGAGGGGGUGUGUGUGUAUAUACCUGUGUAUCAGCGGUCCCAACGAAUAAAUAUACCGUAAAUAUGAAUCCAGUAUGUUCUGAAGGUUCCAACAC